GGAAGUUCUUUUUGAGUGUUGCUGACGAGUCGCUGAUAACUAGGAGUAUUGUGGAAGUAACUUUAGCUAGCUGACGUUUAGAAUUUUAGAAAUGUCUAACGCAACACCCGUGACCAAGCCUUCAAACAAAGAAAACCCCCGUGUCUUCUUUGAUGUAGACAUUGGUGGUGAAAGAGUUGGCCGAAUCGUGUUCGAACUGUUUGCUGAUGUUGUCCCCAAAACCGCUGAGAACUUUCGAGCACUCUGUACUGGAGAGAAGGGAACUGGCAAAACCACAGGAAAACCACUCCAUUUCAAAGGAUGUCCUUUCCACAGGAUUAUCAAGCAGUUCAUGAUCCAGGGAGGAGAUUUCUCCAACCAGAACGGCACUGGAGGGGAGAGCAUCUAUGGGGAGAAGUUUGAAGAUGAGAACUUCCAUUACAAGCACGACAAAGAGGGCUUGCUGAGUAUGGCCAAUUCUGGACCCGCCACCAAUGGCUCCCAGUUCUUCAUCACCACUGUGCCCACUGCUCAUCUAGAUGGCAAACACGUUGUCUUUGGACAAGUCUUGAAGGGGUUAGGGCUGGUGAAAACACUGGAGGCCAUAGAGACUAACGAGGACACACCUCUCAAGCCCUGUGUAAUUGCCGAGUGUGGUGAGCAUAAACAUGGAGACAACUGGGGAGUAGCCCCGAACGACGGCUCAGGGGACACCCAUCCAGACUACCCAGAGGACGCCGACGUUGAUUUAAAAGAUGUUGACAAAGUCCUAUGUGUUGCUGAGGAUAUUAAGAAUAUUGGGAACAACUUUUUCAAGAACCAAGACUGGCAGUCUGCAAUCAAGAAGUACUCCAAAGCUCUCAGGUAUCUGGCAGUUGCCGGUGAUGAGCAGGAGAUUGAGAAAGCCCAGGCGAAGCUGGAGCCCACGGCGGUGAGCUGCAUUCUCAACACCGCUGCCUGUAAACUGAAGAUGCAGCUCUGGCAGGAAGCCAUGGACAGCUGUGACGAGGCACUGGAGUUGAACCAGAAAAACACUAAAGCUCUGUUCAGGAGGGCCCAGGCCUGGCAGGGACUGAAGGAGUACAGUAAAGCCAUGAGUGAUCUGAAGAAAGCUCAAGAAAUAGCACCAGAGGACAAAGCGAUUGGAAAUGAGAUGAAGAGAGUCCAGUUGAAAGUGAAGGAGGAAAAGGAGAAAGAGAAGCAAAUCUAUGCAAAAAUGUUUGCAUGAAGAUCAGACAAUCAUUUGAUAAAGUCCACUCGCCAAUAAUGAGUUAUUUCUGUAAGGCAGCUAGCUACAAUCAGGUCCCAAUUGAAAACCACCACAGUAUAAUAUUGGCUGUUGUUGAAAGUUAUUUGUGUGGCACACAAGGGUUGCUGAAAAUUAAGUAUGGAGGAAGCUUAACCCUGUCAGCAUUUUGUCUGAGUAUUUCACUGUAUUCAUUUAUUUGGAGUGUUAUGUCAAUGAUACUCAUGUUUACAAAGAACUACUGUAAUAUCCCUUUGUCUGAAUGUUUAAGGUAAGCCAUACAAUUGUGGUUAGUUAAGACUCAUUCUGGAAUUUGCCUACUCCACCUGUAUGCGGUGCAAUUAAAUUCUACCUGAACAUUCAA
This is a messenger RNA of Oncorhynchus kisutch (coho salmon), 1589 nucleotides long. Its product is annotated as peptidyl-prolyl cis-trans isomerase D-like. Gene Ontology annotation, biological process: protein peptidyl-prolyl isomerization; protein folding. The transcript has 10 exons. Lineage: Eukaryota; Metazoa; Chordata; Actinopteri; Salmoniformes; Salmonidae. The coding region runs from base 92 to 1207 and encodes 371 amino acids. The record is from RefSeq and is a predicted model, not a curated record. Gene Ontology annotation, molecular function: protein binding; cyclosporin A binding; peptidyl-prolyl cis-trans isomerase activity. Gene Ontology annotation, cellular component: cytoplasm; cytosol.